AUGGCGGUUACCGUCCUACCGGCCAGCUCCUCGACGGAGUCUGUUAAGCAGGCUCUCCGUUCUACGACUACCUGCUCCGAUGCUACUGUUAUGUCCCUCACAACCCUCCUCCGCGGGUCACCCAAAGCAGCCGAAAACCCCACGAGACGAACGAAAUCCACCCGCGAACCGGCGUCCACCACAGCUCGAACUCGGACUGCCCGUGUAACGAAAUCUAAGGCUGGGAGUGAGGCUGCGUUGCAAUCGCUUGUUGAUCAUGAUGCUGGCUUGUCUUGUCAGGAGAAGCUGGUUCUCGCUACGGAGGUGUUCAAUGCGACUUUGAAGUCUUUGACGGAGGCAGCGAAGGGCUCGACGGUGAAACGACAGAGUGAAUUGAAUGAUGGCGUCGCUGCGGGUGUCACUUCGGCUGCGGAGUGCGCGAGGCUUGCUCUGUCUACAUUGCGCGCUUUGAAGUCUGAUGCUGGAACUGGCGAAUUCCCGAAUAUGCAACUCGAGCAGGGACUGUGUGUUCUUGCUGGGAAGCUUAUUUCUCUAGGAUUGAACGACAUGGCAUAUAAAGAGCUCCGGUUUCUUAAGAGGAGGAUUCAGCAAUAUCUGGACGGUGGAAAGGCCGGGAAGAAAGCCACGGAAGCUAAGGACUCGACAGAUGAGGAAGGAAAAGAACGAAUGUCUGAUUUGUUGACUUUCGCUCAUCUCGCCAAUGCGAAGCCAUUGUACAGCUUGAUUGUUCCGUUUCACUCGAAUGUGAUGCGAUUGUUUGCUUCGGAUCGACGUGCCUCGACUAUUCAGAAACUUUGCCCUGCUUUGCAAUUGUCCGACUCUAGCAGUCCUGCUCAGGUAAUUUUGGCUGCUUUGAAGGCAGGGCAGCUAUCGAACGACAAAGCUGCACUUCAGCUCCAGCUAUUAGCCAACACUGUUCUCUCCCUCUGCUCUGGGGCAUCGCUUUCCAAAGACGAGACAUCGAACAGCCUUAAGCCUACCACUUCAUUAACAUUGCAACUGCUUUCUCUCGAGAUAAAAUGUUUGAGCUGGAAGCUGUCUGGUCACACUUGUGAUGAGAGCAAGGAAGUUUUCGAUCCUCUGCUUCGCUACUUUGGCAGCUUUUCCCACCGCAGCAAGGGAAUAGACAAGACCGAAUUUGCCGUUGUCUAUAAGACAGUCACACGCCUACAGAGUUCCAUUGCCGAAACCAAGAAGAAAUCAUCAGAAUCUCAAUAUGCUACCCAAGCCGCGAAGCUUAUGACUCUUUUAGGGCAGCUGGCUUUCGACGCUGGCUGCUUCGACGAGUCCAUGAAACUGUUUACACAAGCCAUCAAUCCACUCUCCAAAACGCAAAGCCUUUCGCUGGCCACGGUAAGAUGUAAGAUCGCAUCUGUCCAAUUCCAGGCAUUGAAGACAUCAAAAAAGCUUCUAGCUGGAGCUUUAGAGUCUAUCUCUGAGGCCACUGAAUCACUGGGGCUGCAAUUAAGAGGUAGCGCGAAUGACUUGGAUGAGCUUCUCGUUGAAUCCGCAAGAUUGAAAAAGUUAGCUCUUGCCUGGUUUGGAGAAGCCAUUUCCAAGAGUCUCAGCAGCGAAAAAGAGAAGAAUGAAGCUGCCUGUCAGAUUAGAGAGUACGUCCAAGCAUUCCUAAGGUUCCUCAGGCGCUAUGUCGGUCGUCCGCCAACCGAAGACAGCGACGAAAAGGAAAAGGAAAUCUUCAACAACCGCAUUGUCAUUUCCAAAAGCAUUAUUCUUGCAGCUGUCGACUCAGCCGUUGCAGUUGGGAAACUGUCCAUCAUGUCCCAAAGGCCGCCAUGGGAAGACAUGCUCCCAAUCCUUGGUGACUGUCAUCGCCUGCUUGCAACUAUCGACUCCCCAGAUGAGCAGGAUACAGAGACCACAGAAAAUCAGGGCAUGGCACUCGUGAAGCUUUCAAAUCUGUUUUGGUCGCGCUAUAUCAAAGAAAAGGAAGCUGGACAAGGCUACCGAGAUCUGCUGCCUCUGCUCAAACAGUCUACCCAGCUGCUUACUGGCUGCUCACCGUCACAACGCAACACGGCUUUUGCAGCACUGAAAUUCGAGCGAAUGGCCCAUCUUUACAUUGAAGGCAAUAUGUAUAAUGAUUCAGAGAAGAUGUUCCGACAAUCGAUCGAGGAAUACAUUUUAUCUGGUACAUUAGAACAGAUUGCCAAGAGCAGCGAAGGAAUUAACCCAAGUCCAUUAAAUCAGGAUCCCAAAAGUCCUGGCUUUAUGCUUGGACGCGUGCUUUCCGCUCUUCUGAAGAUGAAGCUGCGCAGAAAGGGUGCACAAUCUUUUGCUGUCUAUGAUGACAUUCAACUUGAAUUUGAAUCAAGAGGUAUGCUUCUUGAGUGGCAAAUGGACUUGCUCGUCGAUAUGCACAGCUACUCCUCCAGCGAAGAAGAGUUCCGCUCCAUGCUCGGCUCCGUUGUUUCCUCCCUCCUGGACCUCUACGACUCCCAACUCCAUCCAAUCCGCCAUAUUCGUGUAAUCUUUUCAUCAUUACGCCUUCUCCUUGAGCACCCUACCGCGCUAGAUCCAUCAUUAAUCGAAAAUUUGCUUGAAGAGGGAACUGAAGCUUUGGAAAGUGGGCUGCAAGUCGGAAAUGACACCGACAUCGCUUCUUUUGCUAUUCAUAUCAGCAACUCAUUGCGCGUUCUCAUCGGGUUUCACCAAGGCAAGAUUAACGCAAGUGAACUGGACGCCACGCUUGACUCAUGGACUUCUUUGACUCGAAAGUGCCCCGAUUGGAAGACUCUGAGUCUCUGUGUCAACGACACAGACUACUGGAUCUUGCAGCUGAAGGCUCUAGUCGAUUACACUGAAAUCCACGGUCUUUGGAGGGCUCAACUCUCCACUUUGGAGCUCAUCCUGCGCGCCACAGAGCUCCAGCAAUCAGGAGACAUCUCCGAUGCAAUCAUCAUUCUCUCUCGUUUAGUACUGCAAAACUGCCGUCUGGGAUAUUGCCAAAGGGCAGGCGACUUGCUCUCGCGUGGCGAGCAGUAUCUUACCCAAGCCAAAAUUUCUGCUCUGGCAACCAUCUCGUACAAAGUUGCUCGGGUGGAAUAUCUCCUGGAAACCGGCGAAGUUGAUAAAGCUGCGUUGGUGUUCUCUGCCGCUCGCUCGUUAUAUGAGAAGAGCCAAAAGUCGGAACUGAAUAACUUGAGUGUUUUGUCCAAGAUUUCUUGGGAGAGAUUGGUAGCAGAUGCCGCGUUUGUUCAAUCCCGAUUAUUCUCUGCUCAGGGCUCAGCCACUCAAGCUCUCUACUUUGCGAAACUGUCCGUGAGGCUGAAUUGCCGAAUCUGGGCCAAGGUUGAAAGAAUUGCUCAAAGAAAGCAAGACAAAUCUUUGCCUUCCACAGGCCCCUCUGAUGUCGAUGCUGUUGCUGAUGGAGUUGCAAAGCUUGAUCUAUCCCAGAACGGAUCUAGCCCAGAUGUGUCUGCCAGCUAUAUUCAAGGUGCACCAUUCUGGCCGCACCUAGGCUCUCAUCACACCUGUUUGUUGAACCUCGCAACCUUGUCUGCGCACCAUGGCUUAUUCCAGGAUGCCAUUUAUUAUGGAGAACAAGCCUUGAAGAUUGAUAGGACACUCGAUGCCAAUGCUCGACUCCUAGCGGCACAGACACAGCUUGGUUGCCAUUCAAUUCUCGGCGGCCACCUGAGCGAGGGGCAAGAACAUCUUGCUGCUGCAUCUGAGUCCUCGAAGCAGACAUCGAAAAGCGUUGAAACGGUUUCUUUCCAAAUUGCACUUGCAUCUUUGUACCAAACACGAGGCGAGCACGAAAAGGCACUUCGUGUUCUUCUCGAAGCUGAUAAAAUCAUCACGAUUAUCAUUUCCUCAGACACGCCUGCCAGUGUAGAGGCAUCGGAUGUUGCAGAACUUGAGGACAAGAUGGACAAGCUGCGCGUUAGGGCGAACAGUCGCCGUACCCCAACACCCCGAACACCAACACCUACUACCACAACGACCACCAGACGCACCCGUGCAACCAGCUCUGCUGCAUCCAAACCCGCUUCAUCGAAGGCUACUGUGCCCAGAACAACCAGAAAAACAUCAGCUCCAACAUCUACCCUCUCCGAAGCCCAAUCUAAAACUUUAUUACGACUCAAGGGCGACGUAUUAAGACAACAAGCCGAUUGUCUGCGAGAAUUGCGCGAUUUCGAACGAUCCGCACAAACCCUCGCUGAUGCCCGGCAAUAUGCCGUUUCUCCCGAAAGCAAGAUUGCCCUGGAGAUCGGCGAAAGUGAGCAUCUUCUGGCUGAUGCAAUUCGCCGUUUUGCCAGCCAUGCUGUGUACUGCGUUUUGCCAGAAUCCACAAUCUCUCUUCCGUCGCUAAUGUCACCAAGCAAGACGGCCGAUGAGCCCAGUGCGCCUGCAGCGAAGCCUUCUACGCGAAGAGCCAAGCCUCCAGCUAAAACCUCUCGCACUAAGGCUCAGAAGGCUAGCGAGGAUUUUUCGGUCAUGCUUUCGAAAGCAACUGAUUGCCUUGCCAGUGUCUUCUCUGAUGCUACCAUAAUCGGGUCCACGCUUGAUAGUCAUGCUGCCUCUCGCUUGAUGAGUCGGAUCUCUAUGCUCUCGCAUGCUACUUCUCCUGGUGUACCGGCUACAUUAGCUCAGUCACCGGCUAAUAUGAACGAAAUCGGACGCGUUGGCGCAUUUGCCCGGGAGCGCAUGGCGAUUGAUAUUGACCGACAACUCGCCGACUUUGCCGAUCCUCUCCUCUGGCCUGCUUCUUUCCCCUCAGCUGUUGAAUUGGACACUGAUUUGUGUACCAACUUCACCAAAGACUAUGUCGACAUCCUACCUGAAAGCUGGAACGUUCUCUCUUUGUCUUUGAGUGCAGACCAAACCGAGUUUGUGGUUUCACGACUUCAGAAAGAUCGCUCUCCGUUCCUUCUGCGCCUUCCUCUCUACCGAGGAAACUCAGAGGACGAUGAAGAAGAGCAAUUUACUUUUGAGGAUGGUAAACAAGAAAUGCAAGAGCUCAUCAAGCUGGCGAACGAAAGUGCACAUGCCGCCAAGGCCCAAACCGACAAAGCAUCGAAGAAGGAGUGGUGGAAGACCCGCGAGGCUCUUGAUAGUCGUAUGGAAAGUGUUCUCCAGAACAUUGAGAACAUUUGGUUUGGAGGCUUCAGGGGUGUAUUCUCGCCUCUCUCGCGGGAGACCACUGCGCUGGCUCGGUUCGCAGGUACCUUCCAAGGAAUCCUCGACAAGCAUCUACCUUCUCGACAGAAGGGUGGCAAAGCCGCCGGCCCUCGACUUACACUUCAUCAAAACGUGGUUGACUUGUUCAUUGGGAUUCGCGACCUUGAACAGCAAGAAGAACCCGAGGACACGCUGAUGGAUCUUCUUUACUUUGUGGUGGAUAUCCUACAGUUCCAAGGCGAGCGCAAUGCUUACGAUGAGAUCGACUUCGACAUGAUGGUUGUGGAUACUCUCGACGCCUUGCGUUGUUACCACGAAGCUGCCCGUGAUGAGCUUGCAUCACGACCCCCGAAACACACAAUUCUCGUUCUCGAUAAAGCCCUGCACUUGUUCCCUUGGGAAUCCCUACCCUGUCUUCAGGGAUAUCCGGUAUGUCGAGUACCAUCUCUGGAAUGUCUCCGCGACCGAAUUCUUCAAUUCCGCGGUUCAUCGUCUGGGGCUAUCAUGAACCGCAAGUCGGGCGCGUAUGUCCUCAACCCGACCGGAGAUCUGCGCUCAACCCAAACCACCUUCGAGCAAGACUUUUCAAAAUUCAAGUCUUGGAAUGCGAUUGUGCAGCGCGAACCCACCGAAGACGAAUUCCGAGACUCGCUGGAGAAGAAGGACCUGUUCUUGUACUUCGGUCACGGAAGCGGUGCUCAGUACAUCCGCGGCCGCACUGUCAAGCGAUUGACUCAAUGCGCUGUUACUUUCCUCAUGGGCUGUAGCAGUGGCAGCCUGACCGAGGCCGGCGAGUAUGAACCCUACGGCACACCCAUGAACUAUCUUCAUGCAGGCAGCCCGGCGCUCGUUGCUACCCUCUGGGAUGUCACUGACCGGGACAUUGACCGAUUUACCACCACCGCGCUUGACGCGUGGGGUCUUGUAGACAAGAAAGACAAGAAGAACCGCGAGGAAACGGAGCAUGUCGGGCUUGACACGGCCAUUGCGCGGUCUCGGAGCGCGUGUGUGCUGAAGUAUUUGAACGGCGCAGCACCUGUUGUGUAUGGAGUUCCGGUGUUCUUGGAAUGA
Molecule: messenger RNA, 6213 nt
Organism: Penicillium nucicola
Lineage: Eukaryota; Fungi; Ascomycota; Eurotiomycetes; Eurotiales; Aspergillaceae
Product: C50 family peptidase
Exons: 2
Coding region: 1-6213 (2070 amino acids)
Biological process (GO): proteolysis; meiotic chromosome separation
Cellular component (GO): mitotic spindle; nucleus; mitotic spindle pole body
Molecular function (GO): protein binding; cysteine-type endopeptidase activity
Source: RefSeq, a predicted model, not a curated record